This is a messenger RNA of Entelurus aequoreus (snake pipefish), 845 nucleotides long. RefSeq names its product Rieske (Fe-S) domain containing (gene rfesd). Bases 78 to 557 code for a protein of 159 amino acids. The transcript has 4 exons. NCBI's taxonomy places the organism in Eukaryota, Metazoa, Chordata, Actinopteri, Syngnathiformes, Syngnathidae. The record is from RefSeq and is a predicted model, not a curated record. Gene Ontology annotation, molecular function: 2 iron, 2 sulfur cluster binding.
GGCCUCCUUCCCUCACACGUGCAGCUGAGAGCGACACACUGGCUUGGCCGGACUGAGACGACUCAACUUCAAGUGCUAUGGAGCAGAAGGGGCCAGCAGGAGAGCCACAUUUGGUGGGGAAGAAAGAAGAAUUGAUGGAGGCGAAGCGCACUUUCAGAACAUUGGAAGGUCGAGAUGUACUGAUCAUCUACCACCAGGGAGGCUUCUAUGCUCUGGACUCUUACUGCUAUCACGCUGGUGGGAUGCUGCACAACGGGGACAUCGAGGACAUUGAUGGCAAGCUGUGCAUCGUGUGUCCCCGACACAAGUACAAGAUUUCCCUGGCCAAAGGUGAAGGCUUCUACAAGGCCACUGACCCCACCCAGAAAAGCCCUCGGCCCAGAUGGUUCUCCAAAGGAGUGAAGCAGCGAGUCCACACGGUCACGGAGAGCGACGGGGACGUCUAUGUAAAACUCUCUGGGGAGCCGGGCUGGAUCGACUCGGACUAUUUCCAGGGAGAGAAGGGCAAAGUGGAAAGGGCCAGAGCUGAGGCCCUUGAGAAGAGGACAUCUUCCUAAUGGGUGAUGCACACUUCUAGGUUUACAUAAAGACUGUAAGUUAGACCUUUUGUGGCUUUCAAGCAGUCUAUGUAUCAUUUUCAAAUACUUCCAACUAUAUCCAUGCUGGAACUGUGUGCUUUGCCAAAUAUGAACAUGUUGAUUUUCAAUGAAAUGCCAGCCAUUUUUCUCUCUUCAUUAUAAACCUCCAGAAGUGAAGAGGAGUUGUUGUAUUAUGUUGCAUGAACUUCAAUACAAACUGACCAAUGAGUGUUGUAGUUCACCUCUACCAGGGAUCCGCUACCAACA